GGGCGGUCCUCCGGGGCAGGCCGGGAAGCGGGCGGGAUCGCUGCCCCCUGGGGCCGGAGCCGGAGCCGGAGCCGGAGCCGGGGCCGGGGCGGCUGCAGCAUGGGGCCCGUGCCGCGGACCCUGGAGCUCUUCUACGACGUACUGUCCCCCUACUCCUGGCUGGGCUUCGAGGUCCUGUGCCGGUACAAGAACAUCUGGAACAUCAACCUGCAGUUGCGCCCCAGCCUCAUUGCAGGGAUCAUGAAAGACAGCGGAAACCAGCCACCAGCUCUACUUCCCCGCAAAGCCCAAUACCUGAGAAAUGACAUUAGACUCCUAGGACAGCAUGUCCAGGUUCCCAUGCAGUUCCCCAAGGAUUUCUUCUCUGUGAUCCUUGAAAAAGGAAGUUUAUCAGCCAUGAGAUUCCUCACUGCUGUGAACAUGGAACACCCAGAGAUGUUAGAGAAAGUGUCCAGGGAACUAUGGAUGCGUGUCUGGUCACGGGAUGAAGACAUCACAGAACCUCAGAGCAUCUUAGCCGCUGCAGAGAAGGCUGGCAUGUCUACAGAACAAGCCCAGGGACUUCUGGAAAAGAUUGUAACACCAAAGGUGAAAAACAAGCUCAAGGAGAACACUGAGGCAGCCUGCAAAUAUGGGGCCUUUGGGCUGCCAGUCACUGUGGCCCAUCUGGAUGGCCAAACCCACAUGCUAUUUGGCUCUGAUCGGAUGGAGUUGCUGGCACACCUGCUGGGAGAGAAGUGGAUGGGCCCGGUGCCUCCAGCUAUAAAUCCCAAACUUUAAGGAUAGCCAGGGGAAGCCUAUAGGGAUGAAAGCAGACCAUCUGCUUACCCUUCUUCCACCGUGUGACACAUCUCUUGGGGCCUGAUUUCUCUGAUAGAGGAUCCUCUGUGGCCCCAAGAGAUGCCAUGUAGGGGGCUUCCUGGUGCCCCAAAUUCUGCUCUUCCUCAGAAUAAAUAUUUCUGGGCCUGUGUC
Messenger RNA from Nyctereutes procyonoides (raccoon dog), 972 nucleotides. It is a transcript of the gene GSTK1, whose product is annotated as glutathione S-transferase kappa 1. Gene Ontology annotation, molecular function: glutathione peroxidase activity; glutathione transferase activity. The coding region runs from base 100 to 780 and encodes 226 amino acids. NCBI's taxonomy places the organism in Eukaryota, Metazoa, Chordata, Mammalia, Carnivora, Canidae. The transcript has 8 exons. The record is from RefSeq and is a predicted model, not a curated record. Gene Ontology annotation, biological process: glutathione metabolic process. Gene Ontology annotation, cellular component: peroxisome; mitochondrion.